CACGUUUAUGACCGGAGAGCUUUCUUGGAGGCACCGACCGAUCAAAACACGGAAGUAGUCUGUCAUUGUUUUGCCUGUUUCAAUAUCUUCGACUCGUAUACUCCAAAACAUUUAAAUAACAUCGAUUAGACCAUUUGUAGCCCAGUCUGCGACAUGGAAGACCAGGAGAUGCAGCUGAAAGUAAAACGAGUCUCCGACAAGUUCACGGAGAGCAUGUACGUCCUGGCCAACGAGCCCUCAGUGGCCCUGUACAGGCUGCAGGAGCACGUCCGCAGGUCGCUGCCAGAGCUGGUGCAACAUAAAACUGAUAUGCAAAGCUGGGAGGAGCAGAGUCAAGGAGCCAUAUACAGUGUGGAGUAUGCAUGCAGUGCAGUGAAGAGCAUGGCCAACAGCACCGUGUAUUUUAAAAGCAUAGAUGGCCUCCUCCGCCAAGCGAUCAGCAUGAAGGAGCAAAUAAGCAACUCUCAAGGACGCAGCUCACUUGAUGUGAUCCCAGCCCCCAGCCCCCCCGCCCCUUCUCCAUCCUCCCAAACCAUUCCCUCAUGACCCCUGGAUGCAGGUGUUAAAGGAAAAGGGGCGUGGAGCCGGGGGCGGUGAAAGAAGCGGGAGAGAAGCACGGCUCUGGGCAGUGAGCCGGCCCAUUCAGCCGGCUCUGUCACCCCUUCAGACUCCCUCUCCCGCUCCAAGCUGAUGGAUGCUGGGGUGGGGUUAAAGUUCCAACCCCCUCCUCCUUCAUUACGUUGAGCAACUUGCUGACCACCACACACACACACACACACACACACACACACACACACACACACACACACACACACACACACACACACACACACACACACACACACACACACACACACACAGCUCAGUGGAAUGGAGCCAAUGCACUGCUGGACUCUGCUUUAAAACAUUCGAGCAAUGGACGCCACUCAAAGAAAUCUUUGUUCACUGGGACACACUAGACACCGGUGGGGUUGGGGAGGGGGGGAGGUAGAGUCGCCAUUUUAUUUGCUAUUGAGAGGUUUGGUUACUUUUGGAUGAGAAAACACUGCUGCUGCAGUUAUGUGACGUUGGUUGUGAGAAGCCGAUUGAAGUGUGUAAGCUUGCACUCAAUGGAAAUGUUUGUUAAUUUAAUGUCUGCUUUUUAUUAAAAAUGUAACGUGUCAAAUUUGGAA
Molecule: messenger RNA, 1172 nt
Organism: Gadus macrocephalus (Pacific cod)
Lineage: Eukaryota; Metazoa; Chordata; Actinopteri; Gadiformes; Gadidae
Gene: borcs8
Product: BLOC-1 related complex subunit 8
Exons: 6
Coding region: 154-546 (130 amino acids)
Cellular component (GO): BORC complex
Source: RefSeq, a predicted model, not a curated record